This is a messenger RNA of Selaginella moellendorffii, 2475 nucleotides long. Its product is annotated as coiled-coil domain-containing protein 40-like. Bases 1 to 2475 code for a protein of 824 amino acids. The transcript is spliced from 9 exons. Gene Ontology annotation, cellular component: cytoplasm. Gene Ontology annotation, biological process: axoneme assembly. The record is from RefSeq and is a predicted model, not a curated record. Lineage: Eukaryota; Viridiplantae; Streptophyta; Lycopodiopsida; Selaginellales; Selaginellaceae.
AUGGCGGCGGGCAGUGAGGAGGAGCAAGACAAGCUUGUGGUGAAGCUGAAUGAGCAUCCAUCGCUGGUCGGGGCUCAGGAGGCCCUCAGGGCGGAGCUGUCCCGUAAGAAGGAGGAUCUGCGCGACAGGGUCCGGGAGAAACAGGUGCUCCUCGCCAGCGCCACCAGGCGAAGAGAGGAAGUGGGCGUGCAGCUCUAUGGCUUGCAGAAGACUCUGGCCAGCAUCCACAUUGCUGUGACCAAGACCGAGGACGUGCUUGCUGCCCGGGUGGAAGAGCAGGAAAAGGCCAAGGCACAACUGCUGGAUGCUCAAGUCUCAUACAAGGACAGAUGGAGCGAGAUGAACGCCAUGCAAGACAAGCUCGAGGCGUGCCACAUCGACCUGGACAACCUGGCCUCGACGCUCAAGCAGGUGGACAGCUACAACGACAAGCUCAAGAGCGACAUCGCCGUCAGCCGGCGGGCCACAUACGCCAUGGAGGAGAUCAUCUCCAAAGCCGAGAAAGGCAAAAAGGACCAAGACUUUUACAUUGCCGUCCAGCAGGAGCGGUUGAGGCGCUACUACCAGAGGCAGGCCCUGUGCAGGGCCCAGUUCGAAGCUCAACAGCGGGAGACCAAGAUGGCUGUGGCGGCACUGUCGGAAUUUGGAAUUGAAAUGGAGAGUAUCAAUACAGAGAAGAAACAGCUGACCGACCAGUGGAAGUCGGCACUGAUUGUGUUGGGACGCUGCGACGAGGCCCUGCAGCCUGCUUUAGCUGCUUGGUCUAGCCAGGCCUUGGUGGAUGCUGCAAGCAAGCAAAGAGAGCAAGACCUGUCCAUACAGGGAGAGAAACACCGGUACCGCAAGGACAUAAGGCUGGAGCGUGACAAGGGCGAUACCAAGCUGGCGCUGCUCAAGAAGUAUGGCUCGCAGAUCAAGCAUCUCAACAAGCGGAUCACCAAAGUCGCUGCUAAGCGCAACACCGUGCUGCAAAAGUACGCAGCCAUGAUGCUGACAAUGGAAGAGACGGAGAGGAGCGAGGUCAAGGUGAUUGAAAAGGCUUACCUCAAGCAGUGCCAGACAAUCAAUGACCUCGAGACGAAGAUGCUGGUGGGGCUCAGCGAGCAAAUCACGCUCGAGAGGUCGGCCCAACAAGUCGUCCAAGGAACGCUGCAGCUCCGGCAGGAGAUCAGGCACGAGCACAUGAUGGCGACGGAGAUCGAGUACGAGCUCGCACGGAUCCGGGUGGACACGUUGACCGUGCAAAGCUAUAACCAAACCAUUAGCGAUGCGCUGGCCUCGCUAGACGACGAGGUGCAGCAAAAGAUGUCGCUCAUCUCCAAGAUGCAAGCCGAAACCCGGCAGCGGCACAGCGAGAUCGAUGUCAAGACCAAAGAGAUUGACAAGCUUAACAAGCAGUACGACAAACUCACUGCCAACUUGGUGGACAAGAGCGCAACCCCCUUUGAAAACAUUGUUGCAAAUAUCCGCUACGAGAUUGCCGUCAAGAUACGGGCCUCGUCCGAACUGCAAAAGCAGUGGCUGGGGAUCCAAACGGAGCUUGUCAGCAUCACCACCGAGAACCAUGCCCUGGCGCAGAAAGGCCGGAAGCUGGACAAGGAUCGCAUUACCCUGGAGCAACGCAAGUUAAGGCUGGAAAAGGACCUAGGAACUCUCACAAAGUACAUCAAGGAUGUCGACAAGAAUGUCCAGAUGAAGCACGGCAUUGUCACCAACAUGAAGGAAAUGUUGACCAAGGAGAACCUCCUGCUCAAAAACAGCAACGAUUUAGCCAUCCAGGAGCUGCAGCAAGAGGCACUGAGGAUUGAGUACCUGAGGGAAGAUUGCAACUUGGAGAAAUCGGACGCAGCCCUUCUCCAGGCCAUGAUGUCGCCAUCUGCUAUCCUUGGAGCCAUGAAGAAAGAGUACGAGCGCUUGAAGUGGGAGCUUAAUGCCCUCAACAUUCAGAAGGAGAAGCUAGUAGCCGAAGUUCAAACGCGGGCCAGCAACAGCAGGAAGGAAACCGCACACGAGCCCGACGCUCCAGAGGCGCUUCUCACCAAAGCGUGCAUGGAAUUGAAGAGAAACAUACGGGAGGUUAACGCCGAUGCGUCAGCUGUGGACGAGAAGAUGGUUCGGCUUCAGUCUCAGCUCCAAACACACGCUGACAAGCAUGUGGAGAUUGACAACGCCAUAACAGCAAUCCAGCAGGAGCAGGAGGCGCUCAGGUCGAGGCUGGUCGCUGCCCGGCCCGUCAAGUCCUUUAAGGUCUUGGCCACUGCUAUACACCACCGCAUGGUCAAGAGACACCAGGACCUUCAAGCAAACAAGUGGAAGGUCGCCAUUAAAGUAGACCUUGACACGGAUUGGGAAGAAGCUCGUAAGAAAGCAGGGAUACUGACCGAAGUCCUGCUUUCUUUCCAGGACGACCUACCGAUGCUCUGGUCCAAGUUCGACACAAUGUUGGUACAAUUACGCUUGGCCCUCGAGAUAUAA